This is a messenger RNA of Carassius auratus (goldfish), 1075 nucleotides long. RefSeq lists its product as uncharacterized. The record is from RefSeq and is a predicted model, not a curated record. The coding region runs from base 404 to 1075 and encodes 223 amino acids. Lineage: Eukaryota; Metazoa; Chordata; Actinopteri; Cypriniformes; Cyprinidae. The transcript is spliced from 6 exons.
UUAGAGAGAUUAUUGCAGAGGACUCUGCUGAACUGAAUGAUACACUCUGGAAAACCAAACAAGUGAUAUAUGACAGAGUCAAAUACACCACUGGAGACUUCUUGAUCCUUGACCUUGUGCAUGCUGAGGAAAUCCCAGUUUUUUUGAAAGUUCUACAUAUUGUUAAGUACCACAGUCAGUGGAAAUUGUGCGGAAGACUCUACCAAACUUGGUGCUUCUCUGAGCAUCUGCAUGCCUAUGGUGUCCGAUCAACAACUCAGUGGGUGGCCAUUACACCUGGGGAGGAAACUGACUUCCAUGCCCUUGACGCAUACACAGAUCAAGAGGACAACCUGUUCAUCACACUGCUUCAUCGCCCUAACAUGAGAUAGAUGGAGCCACUCUUGCUGUUAUCUCAGAGAGGAUGUCUGAGAGGCUCUUUCCGGUCAUUCGCAAACAGAGUCUGUUUCUGACCCAGUUGGAGAAACUUAAAAGCACACCAAUGAGCAGAGAGAACCCUCCAAGAAACAUUGAUAACUCCAGCCAAGCACAGUCCGGUCCAGAUACCUCUUUAGUUUUUCCAACAGUGCUGAGGAUGGCCAUAGACAGAAGAGAUUCUGAUCUGAAGAGUGCAAGUAAAACAAAACUACGGAGUCUACUGAUCCAGUCUCUUUUUGACCACCUCAGUAAGAAAACAAUGUACCCAACUCAUCUUCAAUACAUUGAGCUUCUGUCAAAUGUGAUAAUGGAUUACCCAUAUCUAAGGGAAAGUAUUGGGUCUGGAUAUGAUGCCCUGCUUGAAUCACUCAGAAAUAAGUUUAAGAAGGAAAGGCAGCCUCUUGUUGCCAACAAUGAAAUACAGCGACUGAAAGAGAGAUGGGCAAGAAGGAAGCGACCUCUUCAGACAGCGGAAGCUUAUCCAAGUACCAUGGUUGAUGCAGGAGAAGAUGAAAGAAGCAUCAGGGAACAUCUCCGAGUAAUAAAGGAGGAAACCGAGAAGCUUAGACCAAACUUGGAGCUUCUUAAAGAAAGGAUGGCGCUGAUAAAAAUCUACCGGAGACACUUUGUUCUAACCACAGAUUUAGAUUAUCUCUAA